Molecule: messenger RNA, 1070 nt
Organism: Ostrinia nubilalis (European corn borer)
Lineage: Eukaryota; Metazoa; Arthropoda; Insecta; Lepidoptera; Crambidae
Product: peroxiredoxin-2-like
Exons: 7
Coding region: 103-786 (227 amino acids)
Biological process (GO): response to oxidative stress; cellular response to stress; hydrogen peroxide catabolic process
Cellular component (GO): mitochondrion; cytosol
Molecular function (GO): thioredoxin peroxidase activity
Source: RefSeq, a predicted model, not a curated record
UUCUUUCUGCGGCCAAUUUUAAUUUGUAAAUUAAAUUAAUUGCCUAGAUAUCUUGUAACUGCAGAAGAUUGAAUUUUAUCUCAUCUGAAAGUAAACGUAAAGAUGUCGUUCUUAGUAAAACAACUUACUCGCAGGGUGCUGGCCCCGGCGCUCUCUACACUCAAACAAGUUAAUUUCUCUACCACAACUGCAGUCUUCACUCCUAAAGUCCAGAAGCCUGCACCAGACUUCUCAGCCACUGCCGUUGUCAACGGUGAAUUCAACAAUCUCAAACUGGCAGACUUCGCUGGCAAAUACGUUGUUUUGCUUUUCUACCCGUUAGAUUUCACAUUUGUCUGCCCAACGGAGCUAAUUGCGUUCAGUGACCGAGCAAAAGAGUUCGCUAACAUCGGUUGCCAAGUUAUCGGUAUCUCCACAGACUCGGAAUACAGCCACUUAGCAUGGACUAACACCCCCAGGAAGGAAGGUGGAGUGGGCAAAUUAGAUUUUCCGCUAUUAGCUGACUACAAGAAAACCAUUUCAUCAGACUAUGGUGUGCUUAUAGAUGAGGGGAUCGCACUCCGUGGCAUGUUCAUCAUCGACAAAAACGGUAUUCUCCGGCAUAUGUCAGUCAAUGACUUACCAGUAGGCCGCUCUGUGGAAGAAGCGCUGAGACUUGUGAAAGCAUUCCAGUUCUCUGAUAAACAUGGAGAAGUUUGCCCAGCUAACUGGAACCCAGAGACAAACGCGGACACAAUCAAGCCAAACCCCAAGGAAAGCAAAGAGUACUUCCAGAAAGCAAACUAGCUUGCAAGUUAGUUCUAUUUUCCUACCAAUAGAUGGCGACUGUAGCAACUAUGCAUCUCACAUAUGAAGUUUUUAAUAGUUUUAUAACUUGCAUAAUGGGUUUUGGUAUUUAACCGUAUGGUCGGCUCGAAUACUAAGUAUUUAUUGAACAAAAACCAAAAGGCAUUUAUUUUAAGGUAAAAUGAAAAUAAGAUCAAUUUUAGUUUUAAAACCGGAUUUAAUCCAACGUUUAGAUCAAAGUCUUCUGUUUCAAAGGUGUUUUAAUUAUAAAGUUUUGUUAUAAA